This is a messenger RNA of Triticum aestivum (bread wheat), 6280 nucleotides long. RefSeq names its product vegetative cell wall protein gp1. Gene Ontology annotation, molecular function: DNA binding. Lineage: Eukaryota; Viridiplantae; Streptophyta; Magnoliopsida; Poales; Poaceae. Bases 2855 to 4120 code for a protein of 421 amino acids. The transcript is spliced from 11 exons. Gene Ontology annotation, biological process: regulation of DNA-templated transcription. The record is from RefSeq and is a predicted model, not a curated record.
UCUCGGGCCAAAGGGGAGAGCCUGAUAUCCGACACACCUCCUCCGAUCUAGCUAGGCUCCUCCUCACCCACUCCUCUUCGCCGCGGCAUCUCACCCACCGUCCCGCUCACGGCGCCGCGCCGUACCUCCCCGCCGGCCGCCGCCGCCGCCGCUGCCCCCGCCCCAGCCCACUCCCCUUCCCCGCCGCAUACGGGGCGCUGCACCUUAGCCCCUCCCACCGUCUCAUGGUCGCGCUCCUACGGCCUUCGUUCCCGACCCUGCUCCCGCCCUGCUGCUCCUAUGCCUGGGUAACGCCAGCCGGUCGCCUCCGCCUAUGCCCUCGUCGCCGUGGCCUGCUCAAAUCGUCUCCGCCGGCAGGCCCUCCUCCGCGCCCCCGUGCAGAUCGACGCCUCCUCCUCCUCCUACAGAUGGCCGCCGCGUUGUCCAACCAUUAGACGCCGGCAAGCUUCUACUUUGGGGUCAAGAUGAUCAGCGCCACUAGCUUUUCUACCUGUGUGCCUGAAUACGAUGUUCCUGCUGUUGACGAAGCAGUGGAUACAUCAUGGAAGAGGGAACCGCCUUGGAAGGCACUUUUCCCAUCCACAGCACAACAAAGGCAUCCAACUAUAUGCUCCGAUGGCUCUUGUGAUGCUACUGUAGCGCUGCUUCAGUCAACUAAAGAUGUUGCCACAAAGAGAGUGUCACACAUACUGCAAAAGUUAAUAUGGUUGGUUCUGACAAGCAUCUUGUGAAGCACUUGCAAGUGUAAGUUGCUAGGCUAGAAGCAGAGAACUAAGGACCGCCUGCCAUGCCUCCUCUUCCGAGAUCUGCAUAAUUGAGGACAGGAAAAUUAGACAGCCCUAGGUGGGAACUACGUGCAGUUUGGUGUGUUUGAGCUUUAUGGUGACAGAGCACUUGUGGAUGCGCUUGAUAUAUCUUUAAAGACGACCCUGUCAAUACCAUUGUCUGGUAUAGACAUUUAAAAAGGAGAUUUGAUGGCACUAUGCAGGUGGCAGCAUUGUCAUUCAUCAUGGUGUACAUGAGGGCUGUUGAUACGCCGGAUAACUGCUGGUUCUGAGUGUUGGUACACGCAUGGGUGCAGUUCCACAUCUUCAUGCACAUCGGGUGGAACUUCAGGAUCCCUGAAGCAUCACUCCACCAGCCGGUCAUGCCCCUGAAGAAGUGAAACUGGGAGAUUGCCAUGCCACCCAUUUACAGCAUGGUAUGGUCACGACCUUAGUUCAUUUCUUUAGCAUGUUGUAUUCUUGUGGUCUGAAAUGCGCAAUGCUUACUAGAAUGCAUUAUGGUUGUGGCCACGGUGAUCUUGCUUUGCUCGGACGGUCUAGAUAGAUUGUCGCUGGAUUAUUUCAUUUGCAUGCACAGAAUAAGAAUAUACAUCUUGCCUCUGUCGCGGUCCAUGCCAUGCCAACACCUUGGCAGCGGCCUGGUUCCCUGUCCAACCAACGUGCCAAAUGUGACGGCGAAGACCUCCCGUGCAGUAGCAGCGCUGAUGUCAUUGACAGCGGCUGUUGACACACAGGCCUACCGGGGGCUGGAUUCCAGAUAGAAGAAAUGUUGAAUCACAGCCUUUGCAGCACCACCUCUUUUCUUCUUGAGAUGGAAGAAAUCCAAGCUCCCCACAUAACAUAUACAGAGCUCUCCCUGAGUCCCAGGCCUCGUUUUUUGCUCCGGGGCAAUUUCUUUUUGCUCCAUGCCCACCGAGUGCAUCUUCUCUUGGUCCUUGUGCUGCGAGCACCGAUAUCUGCAAGUGAGAUUGCUCGGCUCCUCACACAAGCCUUUGGUUAGACCAAAACAGGUCAUACAUAGCGGAAGCAGGAAUUGCUUGGGCGAUGGGCUUAACCAUGAUCUCCUUUCCUUCCAGUCCACUGACAAGAAGGGUUCCAGUUCGAGCGAACCCAGGAUUGUUUUUCCACAAGCGGUCUCUGGUGUACUCAAAGCAUUGUGUUACUGAACCAAGGUAUUUACCAUUGGUCGUUCGUUGCUGCAACCCUAGCGCCUGCGUCACCACAUGCUUGACGGCAGGUCUCCCUAGUGUUGUUGCUGGACAUGAUAGAUAGACGACUUAUCCCGGUUAACCAUCUUCCCGGGAGCGGCCUCGUAAAUAUGCAGGAUAUGACCGACCUCGGCCGCACCUUGUGAUGUACUCCCUCCUUCCGGAAAUACUUGUCAUUGAAAAUGGAUGUAUCUAGAUGUAUUUUAGUUGUAGAUACAUCCAUUUCCAUCCAUUUUGAUGACAAGUAUUUCCGGGAGCCACCUUGAUGCCACGGAUUCGCCAUUGCUGGGAUCACCGUGUCCGUGUCCGUGUCCUUGACCUUCAACUUUGAUGCUAUGAGUUUUACAAAGUUGUCACAAAACCCCAACAGGGCAGGAAUGGUAGUUUGAAGGAGAAUUCUUGUGCGUUGCAUUCCAGCAGAAUUGGAGACAGAGAGGAGUCUGGAAGCAGAGCGUCAAAUUCCAUUUCCAGCACGAAUUAGAUAUAAAGAGGGGGGCCUAUAUGCAAAGUAGCAGGGGAAUUUGCAAGCAGCUGACAGCGGGUCCUAUGGGCCAACGGACACUGGGACGGAAAAGGCGGACGGCGUUGGCAAGCCCACUGGCCGUGGCGAGACGCUGACGUGCGGGCCAGCUUCAGGCUGGGCCCGCACGUCAGCCACAGCUGCCCGCGAACCGACAUAGCCGCCCUCCGUUAAAUGGGGGCAGGGAGCGGGACGGCGGUUACUGUUUUGUUUCGGUGCCGUCCCCGUCCCCGUCCCCAAUCCACCCCCUCUCCCUCUCCCGAGCCCGAGCCCGAGGCCGAUCCCCAAUCCCCACCCAAUCCGGCGAUCCCCACCCAAUCCCGCCGCCGCCCGCCGCCUCCAUGGAGGAGGAGGAGGCCCUCGACUCCUUGCCGGGGGAGCACACGCUCGUCGCGGUGCUCCGCCGCCACGCCGAGACCGGCGAGCUCCCGGCGUGGGUCCACGAGGUGAACGUCUACGCUGCCAGCCCGGUCCUUCUCACCGCCGACCGCAAGAAGGUCAUCGCGGAGGACGGAUCCACCGCUUGGUUCUUCCUCUACACCCCCGCGCGCAAGGAGGGCUCAUCCUCCCGCUGCAGCCGCAAAGCGGGCGGCGCGACCUGGAUCGAGGAGCGAACCAGGCCCGUCGAGAAGGCCGGUGCCGACGGCGGCUGGGUCGUGAUCGGACACGCGAGUACCUUCACCUACGGCAAGCGGACAAAAGGCCCCGACAAGAAGAGGAGGACGGAGCGGCUCGGAUGGAUUCUCGUUGAGGUCCGCCUCCCAGGCGAGACGAUGUGCUGCGCCAAGCUCUACCGGUCGCCCAGGAAGACGUCUGCGGCCGCUCCUCCUCCUCCCGCGGCUCCUUCGGCCGCGGUGAACGCUCCUCCUCCUCCCGCGGCUCCAGAGGCCGCGGUGAACGCUCCUCCUCCUCCCGCGGCUCCAGAGGCCGCGGUGAACGCUCCUCCUCCUCCCGCGGCUCCAGAGGCCGCGGUGGUACCUGCUCCUCCUCCCGCGGCUCCUGAGGCCGCGGUGGUGCCCCCUCCCCCUCCCGCGGCUCCAGAGGCCGCGGUGGUACCUGCUCCUCCUCCCGCGGCUCCUGAGGCCGCGGUGGUGCCCCCUCCCCCUCCCGCGGCCCCAGCGGCGGUGGCGGUGCCCCCUGCCCCGGCACCAGCACCAGCUCCAGCCCCAGCGCUGGCCGCGCCCGCACCUCCAGCACCAGCUCCAGUCCCAGCGCUGGCCGCGCCCGCACCUCCAGCACCAGCUCCAGUCCCAGCGCUGGCCGCGCCCGCACCUCCAGCCCCAGCGCUGGCAGUGCCCGUUCCUCCAGCCCCGGCACCAGCCCCGGUGGCUCCUCUGGCUCCAGCAGCACGCUCUCCCCCAGCUCCAGCAGCACACUCUCCGACGCCGGUGGCUCCUCCAGCACCCGCAGAUUCCAGUCCGGACAAGACCUGGGUAAACGUGCUGGUCUCCAAAUUCCCCACGAAGCUUAGUGACAAGGGCAUGUCGAAGCGGGUCCACAAGUUGCUCCUGCCCUCUGAAGGUGGCUUCGACUCUCCCCCCGCCAAGAGAAGGCUGCUCAGCUGCACUGGCUGGCUAAGCAUCAACACUCUCGAGGGAUCAGCUUAGCUACAAGGAACCUUAGUGUGCACCUAAUCUCAUUGCUCUGGAUUACUCAAUCGUAGGUUUACAUUCAAACCUGUCGUCUCUGCUUCACAAUGAAAGUGCAGGAUUCCCUUGACAAGAAGUUGCGAUAUAGAUGAAAUAUUCCUUGCUAUUCAAAGUGAACAACCCUGAAUGUAAUCUGUAGUUUCCUUGUCUUUCUGUAGUGAAAACUCUGAAUAUAAUCAGUAGCUUGAUGAAAAUUUACCUUCCAACUUGAACUUGUCUUCUAUCUUGAUGAGUGUGGUUGUAAUGAAAGUGCGGGAUUCCGUCGACAGCAAGUUGCCAUAUAGAUGAAAUAUGUCUUGCUAUCUUCUGCUUUAUCAUUCGGAUAUUGAUUUCUACCUCCUUCGGGGGAGCAAUGGCACCAACAUUAGUUUACAUUUCAAGAUUCUGAAAUGUAUAUGCUGUCUCUCGAGGGUUCGGCUUAGCUUUCUCUGGAUCAUAUUGUUCAUGUUCUUAGCAGCAAACAGUGGUUUCAAGAUUCUGAAAUGUAUAUGCUGCCUUGGAGGAAUGGCUGGGUAGCAGUAUGGAUGUCCAUACUGGGAGACAAUUUUUGUCAAUGUAGAAUUAGUAUGAAUGUAGAUAUACUCCCUCUGUAAACUAAUAUAAGAGCGUUUAUAGAUCACUAAAACAGUAAUCUAAACACUCUUAUAUUAGUUUACGGAGGGAGUAGUUUAUAUUGGGAAAUAUCUUGCUUGUAAGGUAUAUCUGCUCCCAAACUGCUUUAUGAAAUCUUUUUGUAUUGGACUCGGCAAGAGUCAAGUAGAUAAUAACACUACAACAUUGAUACAACUGCUGUCUGUUUUAUUUUGCAUUUAUUUGAUAACUCUUAUAAAGAAAAUUUUAGCCGUGACGAGUAGGAAUGGAGACAUGUUAGGCUUUCAACAGGGUGAAGUUUCCCAUCUCAUGCCAUCAUGGUUUGUUUAGCCUUUUCUGAAUAAGUUCAUGGUCUUGGUCACUCCUUUCUAUCAUCAACUCUGAUCCUGUGGUAGCCAACUCUUAUCUUGUGCAGACUGUGGAGUUGGCCGAUAUGCUCAUGUCACUGAACCAUCACAUCCAACUGGAAGCAUAUGUCAAUGUCCUGAAGGAACUACCCAGUCCCAGUUCUGAAUAAACUCACUCUCAACCUACAGAGUUUCGGUUUGUAUUUAGCAGGUUCACUGUCGACCAAGAGCUCAAAGUAAUGUCUGGAUAAUUUUAUCCAUGCUUAUGAUUUUCAUUAUCAUGAUCAUCAUUCAUUUGCUGACCUUACAUUUGCGACUUGGAUUCUGCCGAACAAUAACAGCCAACAGUGACUUUACAAGUUGGCAUUCAAACCUUGGUCGUUCCAUCCAAAUAACAACAGUGACUAUCCAUCUUACCCUCUGGAGUCUGUUUUACAGUGAACACCCAUUUGCAUCCAGUUGCUCUUCUUCCUGCUGGGAGUGGGAGAAGAUCCCACGUCUUGUUCUUCUGAACUCUGAAGUGCAUCAAGCUCCUCCUUCAUCGCGUCUAUCUUUCCACCGGGGGAAGCACCUGCCUGCAUAUAGUGAAGCUGAUCAAUUCAUUAGUGCUGGAAACUCUGUUGGUGCGGAUGCUCUCCAUGGUCUAACAGGUACAAAGAUUCAGUCAUCUGCCUCUGCUUACAUGGAGUCGGCGUGGGGCGCUUACGUCUGCCUGCCGGCAGAAGGAGGCCAAGUGGGGGACGAGGAGGUGGGCGAUAAAGCCGGCCAAGAUUCCGGUGAGGAAGGAAGGGUUGGGCGAUCAUGAUCCAGCUGCCAGCGCUGAGGUCUACCAGUAGCAGGACGGCGGCGAUUCUGAUGUGAUGUGGAGAAUGGUUCUAAUGUAAUGGGAGGAAACUGAAUCCGCUCAAGAGGAGGAAGUGAUCAGCAGGGUAUCUAAAUCGAAUGAAACUUAUGCAAUCUCGGUUUUCUUUUUCUGAAUUUGCACGGCAUUAACUACUACUCGUUGGUGCCUGUCAGUUGUUCAUCCUUUGGGAUUACUGUAUGUAAUUGCGUGGUUAAGAAAAUUUGGUGCAUGGGGCGGUUUCGCAAAAUGUUUAGUAGAUGAUAACCUCUUUAUUUUCUUUAUGUUUCUGUAAUGGUGUUUGUUUGGGAAGUCAAGAAAAAAUAUGGUGACGAGUAA